This is a messenger RNA of Parnassius mnemosyne (clouded apollo), 1677 nucleotides long. The record is from the annotation of a GenBank genome assembly. Lineage: Eukaryota; Metazoa; Arthropoda; Insecta; Lepidoptera; Papilionidae.
GUCUAUGUUACGUCGAAGUUCAGCGCCAAAACCGAAUCUACCUAAAGACGAAUUCAAAGCGUUGACUAACCUACGCAAUAAACCAGAACUCACGAUUCUCCGCGCAGAUAAGGGAAAUGCCACGGUAGUUAUGGAUACGUCAGAUUAUAAUUCUAAAAUACAAGAACUUUUGUUGGAUGCAAAUUGGCUCAACACUUAGCGAAUAUACUCUCACCGCUCAAGGGACAUACAAGAGCACACACAAAGGAUUCCUACCAUUUUGUCAGCGAGAUUAAAGACCUACAUCUGGCAGACAAUGAAACUAUGGUGAGUUUUGAUGUGCAGUCUCUGUUCACAUGCCUACCUGUUGAAGACUGCAUCUCGAUUGUUACUAGAAGGCUAGAGGAAAACAACAUGCCCGUAGAAUAUGCAGUAUUACUCAGACACUGCCUUACAUCUGGCUACCUAUUGUGGAAGGAGGAGUUCUACAAGCAAGUAGAUGGUGUGGCGAUGGGCUCACCUGUAUCUCCCAUUAUUGCCGAUAUAUUCAUGGAGGACUUUGAGGAGAAAGCCCUGCUUACUUCUCCCAUAAAGCCAAGAUUCUACAAGCGGUACGUAGACGACACUUUCACAAUUCUACCUUUAGAUAAAGUAACUGCAUUUUUAGACCAUCUUAACUCCUUAAAUUCUAAAAUUCAGUUCACAAUGGAGUUAGAGGCAAACAAUUCUUUAGCUUUUCUAGAUGUGUUAGUAAUUCGGAAUCCUGAUAACACCUUGAGCCACACUGUGUAUAGAAAAAAGACCCAUACAGAUAGAUAUUUAAACGGUGAUUCUCACCACCAUCCUUCACAGUUAGCUACCGUGGGUAAAUCUUUGUUACAGAGAGCACGAGGGAUCUGUGACAGUAAACACCUGGCCGCCGAGCUCCAACACGUCAAGCAAGUUUUGCACGACAAUAAGCUUCGGGUCCCGCGCCUACGUCACAGUGAACGAGUGAAGCCGGCCACAGUCGAGCGAGUGCCUGCUGUACUGCCAUAUGUCAGAGGUGUCACUGACAAGAUUGGCUACAUCUUGAAGCGUGCUUCCAUUAAAACAUAUUUCAAGCCGCCGAAGAAGAUUAGUCAGUUUUUACCAUCAGUCAAGUGUAAUAUUCCUCUGCAAGAUGCAGGAGUGUACAAGCUGGAUUGUGAAUGUGGUCUCUCUUAUAUAGGACAAACUAAAAGAUCCAUAAAAACCCGCGUUAAAGAACACAUAGCUGAUGUGAAGAAUAGACGCUCCGGGAAGUCUGCAGUCUGUGAACACGUACAGGAUCGCCCCCGUCACUACAUUAGAUUUGAUAGACCACAAAUCCUCGCUAAAGAACACCGAUUCCUUCCAAGGAUGAUUCGCGAGGCUAUUGAAAUCAAAAAACAUCCUAAUUUCAAUAGAGAAGAUGGCUGGGUGCUACCAUCUGCUUGGGAUCCCAUAAUUAAUAAAAUUAAAUCCCAACCCAAGCAUACAACUGCAAGACUUCAUGAUACUGUAAGUUCAUACUGCGUAGAUCGGAACAAAAAUUAAUAAUUUUUAAUCUGGAGGUAGCCGUGGUUAACUAUGACAUUGGGACGUCAUACACCUCAGUCCCCCCCGUGACCAUGGGUGCUGUAAAGUGCUUGAAACGUCGGGAAAGUAAAAUAAGUUAAUAUACGCGAUAAAAUCCGU